AUUGCCUAAUCAAGAUCAUGGGUGUUGCAACUUUUACCCAAGAGCUUACAUCCCCUAUAGCACCAAUUCGUUUGUUCAAGGCUUUAAUUGUGGAUUCAAAGUCCCUAAUACCCAAACUAUUGCCUCAAUUUGUUGAGAGUGUUGAUUUGUUACAAGGAGAUGGUGGAGCUGGAAGUAUUGAACAAGUCAACUUCACAAAAGGUAGUCCUUUUGAGUUUGUGAAACAUCAAAUAGAUGAACUAGAUAAAGAAAAUAUGGUGUGCAAAUACACUAUGAUUGAAGGGGAUGCAUUGGGAGAUAAACUUGACUCUAUUUCUUAUGAAGUAAAAUUUGAAGAGUCAAAUGGAGGCUGCAUUUGCAAGAUGACAACUAAGUAUAUUGGAUUUGGUGAUUUUAUAGUCAAAGAAGAAGAAAUCAAGGCUGGUAAAGACAGUGCAAUUGGCAUAUAUAAAGCUGUGGAAUCUCAUCUCCUUCAAAAUCCAAAUCUUUAUGCUUAA
Messenger RNA from Nicotiana tabacum (common tobacco), 497 nucleotides. Its product is annotated as pathogenesis-related protein STH-2-like. Gene Ontology annotation, biological process: abscisic acid-activated signaling pathway; defense response. NCBI's taxonomy places the organism in Eukaryota, Viridiplantae, Streptophyta, Magnoliopsida, Solanales, Solanaceae. Gene Ontology annotation, molecular function: signaling receptor activity; protein phosphatase inhibitor activity; abscisic acid binding. The record is from RefSeq and is a predicted model, not a curated record. Gene Ontology annotation, cellular component: cytoplasm; nucleus.